UGUUCUCUAUUUCUUCCAAGCUACUUCAAUAAUGUCUUCAAAGAUCAAGAAAUGGAAUUUUGGGAAAUUAUUCAUAUCCAAUGGAGCAGGCUGUAGUGGUUGUGGCAAAUCAAAUUUAGAAGAUAUUAUAGUACCAAAGCCCAAAAUCCCAAUUCACACAAAUCCAUCACCUAACAUUUGUCACACUUCUUCAAGUUCUUGUGAGAUCAAUGGUCAUUUACAUUCCAUGGAUGAUGAUGAUUUUGAUCAAGAUGAUCAGGCUUCCACCACAUUCUCCAUCGACAUUGGUUCCUUAUCUCCACCAAGUUCUUACCAAAAUGAUUAUAUCAAUCUGUCACGUGAGUCAGAGACGAAUUCAGAAUUUAAAAUCAGUACAUGCCCAGAAAUUGGGGACACCUUUGUUGUCGUCAAGAAUGUGGAUGAUACAUUUGAAUAUAAUCACACUUCCAACCCCUUUUCCAUCAUUAACAUAGAUUCAUUAUCUCUACCUAGUUUUGAUAAAAAUGAUGUCACCAAUUUGUCACCGUCAGAAAUAAAUUCAGGAUCUAAAGUCAAUACAUGCUCAAAAAUGGGUGACACCCUUGCUAUAGUCAAGAAUUUGGAUGAUCCAUUUCAAGAUAAUUGCCACACUUCCACCACCUUCUCCAUUAAGACAAAAUCGUUAUCUACACAAAGUUUGGAUCAAAAUGAAUGUACUACUAAUUCAAAAGCGAGUUCAGAAUUUAGAGUCACUUCAUGUCCAAAAAUUAGCUAUUCUCUUGCGCUCAUCAUUGAUUCGGAUGAUCCAUUUCAUGAUUUCAAGAAAUCCAUGAUCCAUAUGAUCAUUGAGAAAGAAAUCUACUCAUCUGAAGAUUUAGAGGAGCUCUUGAAUUGUUUUCUAAAGUUGAAUUCUCCUUCUUACCAUUAUAUAAUCAUUCAAGCCUUCAUGGAAAUCUUGAAUAACAAUGGAAAAGUUGUCUCCGAGGAACCUAAAAAAAAGAACUAGUCAUUGAAGUUUAAUUGAAUUUCCUUCGUAAAACAAUAUACUUGUAAAUUUGUAAAUUUGAUAUAUAUAUGUAUAUAUAUAAAUUAUU
Solanum dulcamara is the source of this 1073-nucleotide messenger RNA. RefSeq names its product transcription repressor OFP4-like. The coding region runs from base 32 to 985 and encodes 317 amino acids. The record is from RefSeq and is a predicted model, not a curated record. Gene Ontology annotation, biological process: negative regulation of DNA-templated transcription. NCBI's taxonomy places the organism in Eukaryota, Viridiplantae, Streptophyta, Magnoliopsida, Solanales, Solanaceae. The transcript has a single exon.